Molecule: messenger RNA, 2696 nt
Organism: Carlito syrichta (Philippine tarsier)
Lineage: Eukaryota; Metazoa; Chordata; Mammalia; Primates; Tarsiidae
Gene: SLC35A2
Product: solute carrier family 35 member A2
Exons: 5
Coding region: 304-1569 (421 amino acids)
Biological process (GO): pyrimidine nucleotide-sugar transmembrane transport
Cellular component (GO): Golgi membrane
Molecular function (GO): UDP-galactose transmembrane transporter activity
Source: RefSeq, a predicted model, not a curated record
AUGGGCGGGACGUGGCAAGCGCGGUCGAUGAAGCGGGCGAACUGCAGGACCAGGGUGGGUCUAGUGACAAGGAAGGGCCAAUGAGGCUCUAAAGACGACGGAGACCAAGUCCCCGGUUUCCCGGUCCGGUGGAAUUUGGAAGUCCCAAGGCCACAGCUAGAGGUUCGGAUUUUAGGAGCAGACGAGGAAAGCCACCACCGUGGGCAGCCCGGCUCUCGCCUCACCCCGCAGGCCCGGAAGCGGAAGUGACGGACACGGAAGUGGCCUACUGUUGCCGAGGGGACGGGCCGGGCAGAUGCCAACAUGGCAGCGGUCGGGGCUGGCGGUUCCACCGCGGCAGCCGGGCCAGGGGCGGUCUCCGUGGGGGCGUUGGAGCCUGGGACCGCGAGUGCGGAAUUGCUUCUCACCUGGGGAGAAAGAGAGUUGCGUGGCCAGGGCCUGCCCCAGCCAUUUCCUAACACCUUGGCAAGGAUUCCAGCUCACCGGCGCUUCAAGUACAUAUCUCUAGCUGUGCUGGUGGUCCAGAAUGCUUCCCUCAUCCUCAGCAUCCGAUACGCCCGUACACUGCCCGGGGACCGCUUCUUUGCCACCACUGCUGUGGUCAUGGCUGAAGUGCUCAAAGGUCUCACCUGCCUGCUGCUGCUCUUCGCACAGAAGAGGGGUAACGUGAAACACCUGGUCCUUUUCCUCCACGAGGCUGUCCUGGUGCAAUAUGUGGACACGCUCAAGCUUGCUGUGCCCUCUCUCAUCUACACCUUGCAGAAUAACCUCCAGUAUGUUGCCAUCUCCAACCUGCCUGCUGCCACUUUCCAGGUGACGUACCAGCUGAAGAUCCUGACCACAGCACUGUUCUCCGUGCUCAUGCUGAACCGCAGCCUUUCCCGGCUGCAGUGGGCCUCCCUGCUGCUCCUCUUCACUGGCGUCGCCAUUGUCCAGGCACAGCAAGCUGGUGGGGGAGGCCCACGGCCACUGGAUCAGAAUCCUGGGGCGGGCCUGGCAGCUGUUGUGGCCUCCUGUCUCUCCUCUGGCUUCGCAGGUGUCUACUUUGAGAAGAUCCUCAAAGGCAGCUCAGGCUCUGUGUGGCUGCGCAACCUGCAGCUGGGCCUCUUUGGCACAGCGCUAGGCCUGGUGGGGCUCUGGUGGGCUGAGGGCACCGCCGUGGCCCGCCGUGGCUUCUUUUUUGGGUACACGCCUGCCGUCUGGGGUGUGGUGCUCAACCAGGCCUUUGGUGGGCUACUGGUGGCUGUUGUUGUCAAGUAUGCUGACAACAUCCUCAAGGGCUUUGCCACCUCCCUGUCCAUUGUACUGUCCACUGCUGCCUCCAUUCGCCUCUUUGGCUUCCAUGUGGACCCAUUAUUUGCCCUUGGCGCUGGGCUCGUCAUUGGUGCCGUCUACCUCUACAGCCUUCCCCGAGGUGCAGCCAAAGCCAUAGCUUCCACCUCUGCCUCCACCUCUGGGCCCUGCAUUCACCAGCAGCCUCCGGGGCAGCCACCACCAUCGCAGCUGUCUUCCCACCGUGGCGACCUCAUCACGGAGCCCUUUCUGCCAAAGUCAGUGCUGGUGAAGUGAGGGCUGGCGGCGGUGGGGGGAGACAGGGAGGAGGGAGACUGGAGUGGAGGGUGUUGGGCAUCUGCAGGACCUAAGUCACCGCCCGCCAGGGCCUGGCUCCUCCAGGGUUGGAAGACAGUCUUCUAGGUUAUAGAAACUUCUAGAGGGGUGUGGGACUAGGACUGGGUGGCACACAAGCCCUUCCUGGUAGGUUGACCAGCCCUCUCCCCUGGAGGGGGUUUUUAGAGCUGCCUCCUUUGCCCCAGUCUAACCUCUCUGGGGUCAGGGUUGGGGGUAUUGUCAUUCAAGGCCUUUUUUUGUCUGCACCCUCCCCCUCCUCCCACUGUCUCCUGUAUCAUGCCUGGGAGAGUCCCUCCCAGCAGUCCCUCCACCUUUGAAAGGACAAACUGGACAAAAAUCCUGCAGCUCUUCUGUAAUGAUAAAUGCCUACCUGUGGGGUUCAGCUUCCUAUAGUUUGAGGCCUUCUCUCCUCCCUCACCACCACGCUGGAUCAUGUUAGCAGCCCCGGUCUUUGUGUGGCCUUGGGGCAGCUUCUCUGACACCGAGACCUUUGAAGAUGGGCCUCUUGUGAAUGCCCAGGGAGAAAGGGGCAAAGCUGAGAUUUUUGCAUCAGCUGGUCCAGGGGAAUGUACAGUAGGGGCCAUUUAUUUUUUUAGUGGAUUUGGGAUUCGUGGUGUAAUCAGAUCAUUAAUGAUCAAGGAUGCGGGAAGAGUGGGGAGGGGAGGUCCUUAAAGUGGCUGAAUCUCAUUAAACUUAAGACACUGUCAGUUGCUGGAUGCAGGGUUAUUUUCUGAGACAUCCAGAGAGGACAAAUAAAGCUGCCAAUUACACUCUUGAUACCCAAUUGGCUGUGUGAAGCCUCCUUUUUGGGGAGAGUGUCUUAGAAUUGAUGAAAUGUAGAACCUGCCCCCUGCGCUCCCCAAAGCUUAUUAACCCCUUAACUGUAUCCCGGGGCGGGGUGUGUGUGUGUGUGCAUGGAAGAUGCCUGGGCUGUCUUUGCUAUAUGUAAAUAGGGCCAUUGGAUCUUUAUUUUUGAUUAGUUUUGAUUUUUUGGUUUGUUUUCUAAGGAACUGUAAUGAACAAAUGUCAGGAUACCCAAUGCCAAAUAAAGAUGUUGUAUUUAUUUA